UUUGCUCAAUAAAGUUCUCGUCUCUCAUCUACAUAUGAUCAUCUCAAGAUUACUCGUUAGCUACUAUGCGUUUCCUUCCAGCUAUCAUCUCCGCUCUCGCGGUCCCCCUCCCUUUAGCCCUCGGAGUAGGAACAGCCUACGUCGUGAAUAGCUGCGAUUACGAUAUCUUCGUCUGGUCCGUUGGCUCAAACGUCGGGCCUAAGAGUACGCUUCACCAAUUCGACACAUACAGCGAAGGGUUACGCUAUGAUAACAAGACCGGCGGCAUUUCUAUCAAAGUCACGACGAAAGACAACGGUCUCUACGACGCCAGUCCGCAAUUGAACUUUGCAUAUACUUUGGACACAGCAAACAACACCGUCUACUACGAUCUCUCUGAUGUCUUUGGAGAUCCUUUUGCGAACGAGACCGUGCUGCUGUAUGCGAAGCAGGAAUGCCCGUCUAUCGCUUGGCCUGAGGGAGUUCCUCCAGCUGGUAGUAAAACGCAGGCGUGUGCUGAUGACACAGGCCUUUGGCUGGCUCUGUGUGGCCAAGAGGUACCGCCCAGUCUGCGCCUCCCCAGAGACUCCAAAUCGGAACUAACGUGUUUCAGCAAUAAGAAAGAGUAGGCACAUUAUGUGGAGGCCGAUGGUGGUUUUCGUUGAAGGACAUAUGUGUUGCGAAAUGAAGUCCGUCCGGUAGAUGAUAUCAUGUACCUCACUGUUUCUUCAUACAUUUCGACGGCUACUUGAACACUUGCAAAUGAUUCAAUACAGGGCUUCAAAGAACACAUGACUCAAAGUUCCCUAUUGGUUUGGGUCUUACAUCUCGCUAGCUCCCUUUCCUCAUGCCUCUUUCCUCCUCAAUCAAUUGGCGGCGAUAAGCCGAAAAACAUCCCUGCCGCGGUGCAAGUGCUGGAAGGAUGUGGUCG
Messenger RNA from Mytilinidion resinicola, 910 nucleotides. RefSeq lists its product as uncharacterized. The transcript has a single exon. The record is from RefSeq and is a predicted model, not a curated record. Bases 66 to 608 code for a protein of 180 amino acids. Lineage: Eukaryota; Fungi; Ascomycota; Dothideomycetes; Mytilinidiales; Mytilinidiaceae.